AUGAACUGGGGUUGGCUUGAGGACCUGCUCCGUGAUGUCAAUGUCUACUCCACAGCCUUCGGCCGCAUCUGGCUCUCCCUGGUCUUCAUCUUCCGCCUGCUGGUUUACCUGGUGGCAGCCGAGAAGGUCUGGAGCGAUGACCAAAAGGACUUCGAGUGCAACACCAAGCAGCCGGGCUGCACCAACGUCUGCUUUGACCACUUCUUCCCCGUCUCCCACAUCCGCCUCUGGGCCCUGCAGCUCAUCCUGGUGACCUGCCCGUCCCUCCUGGUGCUCAUGCACGUGGCCUACAGGAAGGCCAAGGAGGAGAGGCUCCGUGAGAUCCAAGGGGACAAUUACCGCCGCAUCUACCCCAACCCCGGCAAGAAGCGGGGCGGGCUCUGGUGGACGUAUCUGCUCAGCCUCGUCUUCAAGGCCUGCGUGGAUCUGGUUUUCCUGUACGUCUUCUUCCGCCUCUACAGGAACUACACCCUGCCCCGGCUGGUGAAGUGCGAGCUGCAGCCCUGCCCCAACACUGUGGACUGCUUCAUCUCCCGGCCCACCGAGAAGAACAUCUUCACCCUCUUCAUGGUGGUCACCACCUGCGUCUGCGUGGUGCUGAACCUCAUCGAGGCCACCUACCUGAUCGGGAAGCGGUGCCACGAGUGCCUGGAGGUCAAAGGAGGGGACAGCAGGAGGAACAGCCACGACUACCCCAUGUCCUGUGCCAACCCCGUGGGCACGGGCGGGCAGGUGUUCCAUGGGGCUGACUACAAACCCCCCACGGCCACCACCCCGCUCACAGCCUCCUGUCCCAGCACGCUGCCCAAGGAUGAGGCUGGUUCCUAG
Messenger RNA from Melozone crissalis (California towhee), 828 nucleotides. RefSeq names its product gap junction beta-5 protein-like. Lineage: Eukaryota; Metazoa; Chordata; Aves; Passeriformes; Passerellidae. Gene Ontology annotation, cellular component: connexin complex. The record is from RefSeq and is a predicted model, not a curated record. The transcript has a single exon. Gene Ontology annotation, biological process: cell communication. The coding region runs from base 1 to 828 and encodes 275 amino acids.